Spinacia oleracea (spinach) is the source of this 1520-nucleotide messenger RNA. Its product is annotated as patellin-3. The transcript is spliced from 4 exons. Gene Ontology annotation, molecular function: lipid binding. The record is from RefSeq and is a predicted model, not a curated record. Bases 80 to 982 code for a protein of 300 amino acids. NCBI's taxonomy places the organism in Eukaryota, Viridiplantae, Streptophyta, Magnoliopsida, Caryophyllales, Amaranthaceae.
UCUUCUCUGGCGCAACGAAGUUGGCAUUCGAUCACUUUUAGAAGAAGACCUUGAAUUCAAUCAUGAUUACAAUAACGUAAUGGUCACCCAUGGUUAUGACAAACAAGGGUAUCCUGUUUGGUACUUGGUUUUAGAGGAUGUUUUGGGAGACAAUCUUUCUUACAAUGAACAAAAACAGCGAAAGCUUCUUCGUUGGCUUAUUCAAUUUACAGAGAAGAAUAUCAGGAAGCUUAUUUUCAGCACAAGAAAGGUAUAUUCUAUUUCAUUAGUCAUAGAUCUUAAAAGCUUAACAAGGUAUGGCAAUGGCGACCUGUACAGGGUCGUCUACAAGUUUCUGCAACUGCUUCAUGAUCAUUAUCCAGAAUUUGUUGCCAAACAGUUGUGGAUCAAUGUUUCGUGGUGGUAUCGGAGUUACUGCCGGAUCUAUUCAAUGGUGUUUGAUGUAUGGAGCACGAACCAAAUAGUAGUGUUUUCGGGUCAAACAAAAACCAUUGAAACUCUUUUCAAAUACAUUUCUCCUGCACAAGUCCCAGUGAAAUUUGGUGGUCUAAGCCGAGAUUAUGAUGAGGAUUUUCACCAAUCUAACGCUGAGGAUAUUGUUUCAGAAGUUACCAUCAAGCCUGAUAGUUCACAAAGAAUAGAGUUCCAUUUUGCCAAGUCAUGUAGUGUACUCUGGGAACUAAGAAUGAUAAUCUGGGAUGCAAUAUAUGAUGCGAAAUUUGUCCCAGACACGAAGGGAAAUUACAUUACACACAUAUCGAGGCCACGGAAACUCAAGGAAAGUGAUGAACCUGUCAUUUCUGAAGGUUUCAGACUGAAUGAGCCUGGCAAACUGGUAAUCACAAUUCGCAAUACAAGUUCAAAGAAGAAGCUGCUGCUCACUAGAGUUCAAGUUAUAUCACCCAGACAGAAUGUGGAGCCUGAACCUUCUUUACGCGGUUGGUUAGUAGAGUCAGAUGAAGAAAAUAGCAUUACUAGUUGACUGAUAUUCUAAUCUAUACAACCAUCCUGUUCAAAUUCCUAAAUUUUGGUUAUUAUUUUGGCUUUAUGUUUCUUUUUUCCAAAUCUACCCCUGUUUCUCUUCCCGUCUCUUGCACCAAAGCAAACGCAGAGGUACUGCCAGUAGAAAAAACAGCUCGGAAAGGGGGAUUGAGCGAAGAAAAGAAGACUAAGGGGGUUGAACUAAGGUACAGUGGAAAUUCACAUCAGCAGCAAUCAUUUCAGAUCAGCUUAAUUGCAUGUGUGUAGACUAAUAGGGUUGUGUGGUUUAGCUUAAUUUGAUGGUUUAAAAAGGCAGAGUUAGUGCAACAACACAAAUAAUUCUCAAAGAUAUCAUAAUUUCUAGGAAAAAGUUUCAACUAACAUACAUUGAAAGUGGCAGAACACCUAAUUAAGGAGAUGUGACUCUUUCCAGAAAUGUACCCCUAAAAUCUAAAUGAUAUUUGAGGUACACAAAAUGUGACAGAUUGAGCUAUUCUCCAGUAAUAAUAUAUUUACCUGAGAGUGACUUUGCACCAGGG